ACGGAAUGAAUGGUACGCACCACUCGAUCUUUUGUCACGACUGACGGGGUCUCUUGUUUUUUUUGUUUCAUUUCAUUUUCUUCGUUUUUCAUUCUCUCUCGGCCGGAGGGAGAACGACACGGGCUACUUUACUUCUUCAUCUCCUCUUCCUCCUCCUGAUUUGCUCUUCUCUUUGACCCCACAAAUAAAAAAAAUUAUUACACAUUUUCAGACAUCUUGAUUAUAAAGAGCCUUUCUUAAUGCCCAUGCAUUCUUUCAGAAUUUCGUGUUUAUUUAAAUACCGAAAUUCUUGAUUUCUCUGCCUAAUUUAAUACAGCUCAUCCAGUUGGGAAUGUUCUGUUAAUCUCGCUCACACGUCCAUAGACUACUGUGUUGCAAAGAUUGUUUCUUUCGAGACCUUUUUUUGCUUGUUAAAUUAAAUUAGUUCGUCUGAUCCACAUUCAUUUGUCGAAAAAAAUUGGAUUUUGGUGAUCAAAUGGGCUGUGCUACAUCGAAGAAAGACCAGGUCUGCAACAACUGUCAUGAGCCAUUGGCUCGCCGCAGCUACUCAGUGCACGUCCACCACCCUCCUCAACGUGUCGGCGACACCUACCAUGUGGUGGCUCUCACGUCCUCCACGUUGGGCUCGAUAAAGCUUGACGAACCUUAUCUCCAGAACCAGCUAGUCGAUGAAGAGGAGGGUGGUGGUGGCAUUGGUGAGAAGAAAAAGGGAAAUGAGGAUUUUUCGAUGGGGAUGAUCGAGGCCAAAUCUUGGUCGAGGAUGAUCGAUGAAAAGAUCACGAGGGUUGUUCCGAGGACACCGAUUCAGACGCCACCUGGUGAGCCUGAGGUGAUUGAUGCGUUUGAAUUGAUGAAAGGGCUCGAGGACUCGAGUCCUCUGCAUAGGCAUUACAGGAGUUUUUCGUUUUGUGUGAAUUCGAAUCCGGUUGAGGAGAAUGAUCGCUUGAAUUUGGAUGCUACGUCGAUCAUAUCUGAGUUUGAUCCUGAUAUAAUUGCGCAGUUCAGGAGAUCACUGGAGGAAUUGCCGCCAGCUAAUCCGUUUCACUUGAAGCCGAUGGCUGGCGUUGUUGUAGAUUUCAAGAAUUUGAAUGGGGGAUAUAAAGAUGAUGUUUUUGGUAAACAGAGGGUGGUUUUGUAUUUUACAACUCUUCGAGGUGUUAGGAAGACUUACGAGGAUUGUUGUCACGUCAGAGUUAUAUUAAGAGGUAUGAAUGUGAAAGUAGACGAAAGGGAUGUUUCGAUGCAUUCCGGGUUCAGGGAGGAACUGAAGGAGCUGUUGGGAAGUAAUAUGGGCGGUGGUUUGCCAAGGGUGUUUAUCGGGAAGAAGUACAUUGGCGGGGCUGAGGAAGUACGACGAAUGAACGAAGACGGGCAGCUUGACGAGGUUCUAGCAGGUUGCGAGAAGGUGGAUGAUGGCGAUGGCAGGAGACAUAGUAGCGUUGCAGUAUGCGAGGGAUGCGGAGAUGUCAGAUUUAUCCCAUGUGAGACGUGUUCAGGGAGCUGCAAGAUAUAUUAUGAAGCUGAAGAGUAUGAAGAAGAAGUAGAAGAUGAGGAAGCUGAAUUUGGGUUUCAGAGAUGUCCUGAUUGCAAUGAGAAUGGACUCAUAAGGUGUCCAUUGUGUUGUAAUUAAGAUUGAUCAUACACGCAAAUAUUCCGUGAUUUUUGUGUACAGAGUUUGAAUACUUGUUAAGAGGUGAUUUGGAUCGAAAACAAAGUAGUUUACACGAUUAGAUAUUUACAUUUCCUCCCCUACUUUACUAGUGUUAUGAGUUUAUGGUAUGUAAUAAGAAUGAGCAUCCUCUGUUUCUUGAUAUAUUAUUAUUCUGAGAAUACUAGAA
This is a messenger RNA of Daucus carota subsp. sativus, 1838 nucleotides long. RefSeq lists its product as uncharacterized. The transcript has a single exon. The record is from RefSeq and is a predicted model, not a curated record. Lineage: Eukaryota; Viridiplantae; Streptophyta; Magnoliopsida; Apiales; Apiaceae. Bases 476 to 1630 code for a protein of 384 amino acids.